AGUUGCCUCUCAAUCGAUUCUUCUCAUCAUCACAAUCACUCUCGUUCUCUCUCAUUCUCUAGCACAGUCUCUUCCAGACCAACCGCUCUUUCAAAAGCAACUCCGAGUUUCUAUCUCUCGUUCAAAUCCAAACCCACCGUCACAAUGAAGUUCUCCAUCGCCGCUGUCCUCGCCAUCGCUGCCACCGUCACUGCCCUCCCCGGCGGUGUUGGUAACGGAGUUGGCAACAAGGGCAACAGCGACGUCAAGUUCCCCGUCCCCGACGACCUCACUGUCGAGCAGGCUGAGGCCAAGUGUGGUGACCAGGCUGAGCUUUCCUGCUGCAACAAGGCCACCUAUGCUGGUGACUCUACCAACGUUGACAGCGGUAUCCUCGCCGGUACCCUCGGCAACCUCAUCAGCUCCGGCUCUGGCUCUGAGGGUCUUGGUCUCUUCGACCAGUGCUCCAAGCUGCCUCUGCAGGUCCCCAUCAUUGCUGUCGCUCUGCAGGACUUUGUCAACCAGCAGUGCAAGCAAAACAUUGCUUGUUGCCAGUCCUCUCCCUCCAGCGCCGAUGGCGACCUUAUCGGAGUCGGCCUUCCCUGCAUUGCCCUCGGUUCCAUCAUCUAA
Molecule: messenger RNA, 609 nt
Organism: Aspergillus heteromorphus CBS 117.55
Lineage: Eukaryota; Fungi; Ascomycota; Eurotiomycetes; Eurotiales; Aspergillaceae
Product: hydrophobin family protein
Exons: 3
Coding region: 145-609 (154 amino acids)
Cellular component (GO): fungal-type cell wall
Molecular function (GO): structural constituent of cell wall
Source: RefSeq, a predicted model, not a curated record